Molecule: messenger RNA, 3101 nt
Organism: Solea solea (common sole)
Lineage: Eukaryota; Metazoa; Chordata; Actinopteri; Pleuronectiformes; Soleidae
Product: calpain-5-like
Exons: 13
Coding region: 702-2903 (733 amino acids)
Biological process (GO): proteolysis
Cellular component (GO): cytoplasm
Molecular function (GO): calcium-dependent cysteine-type endopeptidase activity
Source: RefSeq, a predicted model, not a curated record
GUCACAGCAGUUUUCACACAGGUGUCAGAGGAUACAGUGUCUGAAACUCAAGAGUGGCUGCAGUGAGUGAAGCGUUUUUACUGCAUGUGUGGGUUUCCACGGCUUCAGUUGUGUGGCAUGUCACUUGCUGUGGGUGACUGGGUGUCUGUCCAUUGUCUGUGUGGUGGAGGCAGAUACAGUUACACCGCAGUGUCACCCUCCUCCUGCAUGUCACGGCUCUUGCAGCACUCACAUCAAGCUGUACUUUUGUCCUGCAGCAUCACACAGCUGCCUGAAUCGUGCGUGUUUUUGUGUGUUUUAUUUAAAAUUCCUUUACAUUAUGUUUUAUAUUCAGGUCCAGUGAGGUCAAACAUUACAUGAGUACCUAGUGGAAAUGAAUCCAACACUCCUGACAGAAUCGGAGGAAGGAAGAAGAGGAAAACGUUGGUCUGGACACAGUCAGCAGCAGGGGUUUAACAGCUGACUCUGAGCCAAACAACAACAAGAAGAAAGAGCAAACACAUGCUAGCUAUUUUUCUCAAAACAGCCAUGGGUGGUCGUCUUUAAAGAGGAAUUAGGAUUCUCCCCGGAGGAUCUCCUAAAUGAUCCGAGAAGGACAUGAAAGUGGAUCCACUGCAGAGGCUCAAGGAAUAGACUCAUCCCAGGAAAAGCAAGUGGAUCAACUCCUACUCUGAUUUUAAGGCGCCUGCACUCGGCCUAGAAUGCCUGAGCGAGUGAGUGACUUCCAGGGUCAGAGCUUUCACAAGCUGAGGCGAGCCUGCCUGCGUCGAGGUGCGCUCUUUAAAGACCCCCUCUUCCCCACAACUGGCCAGUCCCUCUUUUACAAACGGGAGCCUCCGCCUGGACUGACCUGGAAGAGGCCGAGGGAAAUAUGCAAAGAUCCUCGUCUUUUUGUCGAUGGCAUCAGCACUCGUGACCUGCACCAAGGCAGUCUGGGUAACUGCUGGAUGGUGGCUGCCAUUUCCUGCCUAGCAUCUGAGCCAUCUCUUUGGAAGAAGGUCAUCCCUGAUCAUGAAGAUCAGGAGUGGAACCCAAAGCGCCUUGACUUGUAUGCGGGAAUAUUCCAUUACCGCUUCUGGCGCUUUGGCCGCUGGGUGGACGUGGUUGUUGACGACUGUCUGCCAGUCAGCGGGGAUGGGGUGCUGCUCUUCUGUCGCUCAGCUACACCGCGAGAGUUUUGGAGCGCCCUGCUGGAGAAGGCCUACGCUAAACUCAACGGGUGCUAUGAGGCCCUGGAGGGAGGAAACACUGCAGAGGCCCUGAUCGACUUCACUGGGGGAGUUUCAGAGCCCCUCAGUCUGGAUCGCGAGGCCCUCGUCCUGCAAAGUGACCACAGGAGGACGUUCUUCCAGACGUUAACCAAGGCCCAUGAAUGCAAAUCCCUCAUUACUUGCUCCAUACGGCCAGCAGAGGGAGAGACAGUGGAGUCCGUGUUGGACUGUGGCCUAGUGCGAGGACACGCUUACGGGAUCACAGCAGUGAAGAGGCUGAGGUUGGGGGACAAGAAGACGGGUCGAGUGUCCAGACUCUUCAUGGUGCGAAUGAGGAACCCAUGGGGGACCACAGACUGGACAGGUGCCUGGAGUCAGAGCUUUACCAUUUCUGCUCUGCUGUCUUUGAGUUUAUUGGCCUUGCACGCCCCCUGCAGGUCACAGGAGUGGCAACAGAUGAGUCGCGCAGACAGGGAGAAGAUGGGCCUCAAUGUUCGAGACGUUGGGGAGUUCUGGAUGGAUUUCGAGGACUUCUGUCACUACUUCACAGAUGUGGUGGUGUGCAGGCUGGUGGAGAGAGCUCUGCUGUGGCCACACUCUCACUGGAGAGAAGAGCGCUGCCAUGGGGAGUGGGCUCCGGCUCCCACCACACCUGGGUCACCUCCAUCCAUCAUCCUCCACAGCAACUAUGCUCUGACAUUAGGUAAAACCAACAUAAAACCCAGGGGGACUGAGCAGCGGGGGAACCGCAAGGAGGCCCGGCUCGGUGAGAGUCAGCAGCAGAAGAGAGGACGGUGUGAGCAGGGUAAAACAGUGAGAAAAGUGGUGAAAGAUGAUGGUGGAGAGAGGAACGGAGGAUGGGAGGCACAGACGGAUAAGAGGAGUCGAUGUGGAGGAUGCAUCAACCACAGAGAGACUUUCCUGCACAAUCCACAGUUCAUGUUUGACGUCAGAGACAAAGAGGAGGAGGUGCUCAUGUGUCUGCAGCAGGAGGACAGGAGGAUACAGAGGAAAGAUGGAGGAGGGGAGAACCUGCCUAUUGGCUUUGAGGUGCUGAAGGUGGAGGUGAACCGCUGCAGCCGGGUGCAGUGCGUGGUGGAGCAGGCGGCCAGCUCCGUCUACAUGGACUCCCGCAGUGUCACGCUGAGGGCAACGUUGGCUACAGGCCGCUACGUCGUGCUGCCCACCACCUUCCUGCCGGGCGCAACGGGUCGCUUCCUGUUACGACUCUUCUCCCAUUCUCGUGUCAGACUCAGGGAAUUGAGGGAGGAUUUGCCGUCUUCCUCUAUGUUCCAUUGUUUUCUACCUCAACCUUCAGUGGUGACCACAGUCCACCUCCGCAGGGCGUCAAGACUCAGUCCUCCCAAAGAGACAGCUCCAGAUGUUUAUGCCAUAGUGCGGUGUGAGAAUGACACCAUCAGGACGCGAGUGUUCAAGGCCGAGGGAAACCCAGAGUUCAACUUCAGAGUCAUCUUCUACAGGAGAUACCCCGAGGCGCACAUUUCUGUCGAGUUAUGGAGCAGAGGUUUACUGUGGGACACUGUCCUCGGCACGGCUCGACUCCAGACAGUGGAGUCUGAGAGGACUCGCAGCCUCGUGAUUGACCUGCGAUUGACCAGCCAGUCCGGCUCUCGACACAGAGGCUGCGUUCACGUUGAGACGUCCUCCAGUCUCUGCCUCACAGACUUGUGACAGCAUCCUUGGUAACUACAUCAAUCCAUGGCAACCACUCUCCUCCCUGCUGCCAAACUUACUUUAGUUGUUUCUUGUUUUUUUUUAAAUAAUAUUCAUUAAUCAUACGCUUGUCAUAUUUGCUGUUGCUGUCAUAUUUAUUUCUGACUUUAUUUCUGUUGUUUGAAUGUAAAUGUACAAAAUCACAUUUGCAUUUUG